ACACUUUGCGCAUGGUGGAUAUUAUUUUUAAUUAUCCUUUUCUGGGUGCUAUGGGGGAUCAUUCCAAGAAAAAGCCGGGGAUUGCUAUGUGUGUCGGCUGCGGGAGUCAGAUUCAUGACCAGUACAUCCUCAAGGUCUCUCCGGACCUCGAGUGGCAUGCAGCCUGCCUCAAGUGCGCUGAAUGCAGCCAGUACUUGGACGAAACCUGCACGUGUUUUGUGAGAAACGGCAAGACGUACUGUAAAAGGGACUAUAUCAGGUUGUUCGGCAUCAAAUGUGCCAAAUGCAAGGUGGGUUUUAGCAGCAGCGACCUGGUGAUGAGAGCCCGGGAGAACGUCUACCACAUCGAGUGCUUCCGCUGCUCGGUCUGCAGUCGCCAGCUGCUGCCGGGGGAUGAGUUCUCCCUAAGGGAUCACGAGCUUCUGUGCCGGGCAGAUCACAGCCUCCUACUGGACAGGGCCUCUGCAGAGAGUCCUCGGAGCCCAGGACACCUACCAAGCAGCAGGGGCCUACAUCUGUCAGAAGCAGGCUCUGGCCGGCAGCCUUCGCUCCGACCCCACGUGCACAAGCAGACGGAGAAGACGACCCGGGUGCGGACAGUUCUCAACGAAAAGCAGCUGCACACGCUGCGGACCUGCUACGCAGCCAACCCGCGGCCCGAUGCCCUCAUGAAGGAGCAGCUGGUGGAGAUGACGGGGCUGAGCCCGCGAGUUAUCCGCGUCUGGUUCCAAAACAAACGCUGCAAAGACAAGAAGAAAUCCAUCCUCAUGAAGCAGCUGCAGCAGCAACAGCACAGCGACAAGACGAGCCUGCAGGGUCUGACUGGGACGCCUCUGGUGGCUGGCAGCCCAAUCCGCCAUGAGAGCGCAGUGCAGGGCAGUGCAGUCGAGGUGCAGACUUAUCAGCCGCCCUGGAAAGCACUCAGUGAGUUUGCCCUACAAAGUGACCUAGACCAGCCAGCCUUCCAGCAACUGGUGUCUUUCUCUGAGUCAGGCUCCCUGGGGAACUCCUCUGGCAGCGACGUGACCUCCUUAUCCUCCCAGCUCCCAGACACUCCGAACAGCAUGGUGCCCAGCCCUGUGGAGACGUGAGGAGCCCGGGGCCCAUGGGCCCCUCUUCCCGUGGAUCUCGCAUGCUCCCUGCAUGAGACUCGCCCAUGCACAGGCCAUUCCAGCUCUCUGGAAACCCUCUCUCCUUUUUAAUUCUUAUUGUUAUUUAAAGGAAAGAGAGAGAGAGAGAGAGAGAGAGAGACAAAAGAGAGAUAUUGUCUUGACUGCCAAAAGCACCAAGAUGUGACCUUCCUUCUUCAGACUGGAGAACCCCUUCUCUGCUGGGUUUAUUUUUGCAAAACCAAAAUUGAGGAUUUACUAGGAUUAGGCCUCACCCCUCCCCCUUCCUCCUCCCAUAUACCAUGUAAUCCGGCUUUCUGACUCCCCUCAUACCAACUCACCUGGUGGUUUAUAAAAAGAAAGAAAACCAAUUCCCACCCAGAAGCUGGGGACGGCUGACCUCUCCUUUUCUCCCUAUGGCCCACUCGGGGUUUUGGGGUCAGCUUCGCAACAACUGGCCACUCCUUUUUUGGUUUGGUGGGGUUUUUUUUUAAUGCUUUGUUGGUUAGAGAU
This is a messenger RNA of Vombatus ursinus (common wombat), 1622 nucleotides long. RefSeq names its product ISL LIM homeobox 2 (gene ISL2). The coding region runs from base 12 to 1091 and encodes 359 amino acids. NCBI's taxonomy places the organism in Eukaryota, Metazoa, Chordata, Mammalia, Diprotodontia, Vombatidae. Gene Ontology annotation, molecular function: DNA-binding transcription factor activity, RNA polymerase II-specific; cis-regulatory region sequence-specific DNA binding. Gene Ontology annotation, cellular component: nucleus. The transcript has 6 exons. Gene Ontology annotation, biological process: positive regulation of transcription by RNA polymerase II; axonogenesis; neuron fate specification. The record is from RefSeq and is a predicted model, not a curated record.